AUGGCCGUUGAGAACUGCACUGUGUUUGCGGACUUCAUUCUCUUAGGACUCUCUGGCAGACAGGAUGUGCAGCAGGGGCUCUUCGUGCUCUUCCUGCUGGUUUAUGGCAUCACAGUGAUCGCCAAUCUAGGGAUGAUCCUGCUGAUCAACGUGGACCCCCGACUCCACACGCCCAUGUAUUACUUCCUGAGCAAUCUGUCUUUCUGUGAUGUCUGCUACUCCUCCACGAUCUCUCCCAAGAUGCUGGCUGAUUUCUUAUCUGAGCAUAAGAAGAUCCCAUAUAAUCUAUGUGUGGUUCAGUUGUUUUUUUUUGGUGCCUUUGCAGCUGUGGAAUGUGUCAUGCUGUCUGUCAUGGCGUAUGACCGCUACGUAGCCAUUUGUAAUCCACUUCUGUAUUCAGUGACCAUGUCCAGGAGAGCAUGCGUCCAGCUUGUGGCUGCUGCCUACACGGCAGGUUUCAUAGAUACCACCAUCUUUACCUAUUGCGCAAUUCGAUUAUCAUUCUGCAAUUCCAAUGUCAUCAAUCAUUUUUUCUGUGACUUCCCACCCUUACUAGCUCUCUCCACCUCAGACACAACCAUCAGUGAAAUAGCAUUGACUGUUUCCUGUAGCUGUAUGGUGGGGUCCAGUGUCAUCAUUGUCCUCCUCUCCUACAGCUACAUCAUUACUACAAUCCUGAGAAUGAAAUCGACCGAGGGCAGACGCAAAGCCUUUUCUACCUGUGCCUCCCACUUAACCGCUGUGGCUAUAUUUUAUGGGACACUCCUGUUCAUGUAUUUCCGGCCCAACUCGAGUUACUCCAUGGACACAGACAAAGUGGCCUCUGUUUUCUACACAGUUGUUGUCCCCAUGUUAAACCCACUGAUCUACAGCUUAAGGAAUCAGGAUGUGAAAGGCGCCCUGAAUAAAGCAAUUGGCACCAAAUUUUUCUCUGAAUGA
Pteronotus mesoamericanus is the source of this 939-nucleotide messenger RNA. Its product is annotated as olfactory receptor 1052-like. The coding region runs from base 1 to 939 and encodes 312 amino acids. Lineage: Eukaryota; Metazoa; Chordata; Mammalia; Chiroptera; Mormoopidae. The record is from RefSeq and is a predicted model, not a curated record. Gene Ontology annotation, biological process: G protein-coupled receptor signaling pathway; sensory perception of smell. Gene Ontology annotation, cellular component: membrane. The transcript has a single exon. Gene Ontology annotation, molecular function: G protein-coupled receptor activity; odorant binding; olfactory receptor activity.